This is a messenger RNA of Heterobilharzia americana, 3183 nucleotides long. The record is from the annotation of a GenBank genome assembly. NCBI's taxonomy places the organism in Eukaryota, Metazoa, Platyhelminthes, Trematoda, Strigeidida, Schistosomatidae.
GCAUGCGAGCUAUAUUUCAAAUAUACGUUACAAUGAACGAUAUCGACCUUGGAGGCAUUAGUCUAGAAUGUGAGUCACCUUACGCUCGGUCUGUGCCUGUGAUUUCGGCUCUUGGUCUGCGAAAUAAAUUUUUGUUCCUUGGCUCCUCUUCUGUUUCGGGUGAGUCAGUUUAUAGUACCACUUGAAUGUGAAUCCUAUGUAUGAUGUUAAAUGAUAUAUCUAUGUUAUUUAACAUAUUAUUUACCUUUUAUUGUCACAAUAUAAAUUUAUCUUCACAUUUGCGUCUUGUACAUGCCUUUCUAUCAGUGUGAAACGUGUUUUUAAACUUCGGGCGCACUUUGUAACUUUCAACACUUUCGGGGAAAAACUUAAGGCGCUUGACACUUCUGGGGAAAAGGUUUAGAACACUCGGGGAAUAUCGUGCGUCACCCCAUAUGCACUCGAAGUAAAAUUUUCGGGUUUCUGCCUAAAAGUUACAAAGUGCAGCCGAUGCGAUCUCUGGACUGGUGAUUUAACGGUCUACAAGUUGAAGAAUUCCCCGACAAAUUAUCUUGGCCAACUUGUUCAUGAAGAUGAGUUAGCGUUAGUUGAUAACGUCACUCAACAAAUUGUUACAAGGACUUCUUUUGAGGCAUCUGUUGCCUCAAUAGCUCCCUUAAAUCCAAAAUGCAGUGAAUCCACAGAUGGUGUCAUAGUCGGCCUAAAUGAUGGUUCUAUUCAAUUAGUUACAUUGCGUGGGAUGUCAGUCAAUCAAAAUUCUUACCAAUUUCAAAUGCAGCCGGUAACAAUCAAUUCAGCCACAUAUCAUGAUUGGCCAUUGGAGAAAGUGAUAACAUCUCAAAUCUCUGGAUCAAGUAAUAUGCAUAUAGUUACAUUAGAUGUAAGCGGUUGUGUAAAGUUAUGGGAUUAUCAAUCUUUAAUGCCUAUCAAAUCAUGGUGUAUAAACUCGACCAGUUGGCCUGUGAAUGGUUCUGCUUUCUCACCUGAUAUAUCUAUGCUAUCGAGUAAAACAACAACUUUUAAUGAAGUGAAUGCUGAGAAUUUUCUCUUGUCUACUCUAACUCCAUUGGAUUGUCGACGAAAAAUUUGUCUUUGGGAUAUACGUAUCAAUAGUGUACUAAAUCCAACUGUUUUACAAUCAAGCAAUUGUUCAUCUUUGCCUUAUGAUGAUUUACCAACGACACUUCAUUGGUUUACAACAAAUCAAUUGUUAAUUGGAACUUACAUGGGGAAUUUACUUGUUUAUGAUAUUCGCAAUCCUAAAUGUGAAUUAAACAGUGUGAAAAUUUCGCAUUCGAAUGAAACUGUACAGCUGAAAGAAUCAGUUAAACCACCUUCGAUUAGGUGUAAACAAAUCGUUCAAAUCCUUGUCCAUUAUCCAUCCUCGAAUACUGAUAAUAGUGUAUAUGUUGGUGUCCUUCAAAUCGAUGGUACAAUAGAUGUUUAUAAAUAUGAUAUAUCAUUGAACGAUAUGUUUACUCAUGUAUAUCAUAGUGAUGGAUAUUAUGAAGAAAAGUUGAUUGUAAAUAACUAUGGAAGAGUAAAACCAUGUGGUCUAUUUUUAUCUUCUAGUAUAACAACUACUCAAUCAUGGAAAAUGUUAAUUUCAUCUGGAAUUCCUGAUAUCCCACUUACAAAAUCAUUAUCAGCAUACUUAUCGUCUACUAAAAUGAAUAAUAAUAAUACGCAAAAUACAUUUACUUAUGAACUUCGUGUACAUCCAAAUAUUCCGAUAAAAGCACCAGGCUUUCAAUAUAAUACCUCAAGGAUUCAUUAUGUAAAGUGUAUGAAUGCUUAGUGAAUACAAAAAUUCAUAUUUUCGUAGUGUAUAACAAUGAGUAGAUAAAAAGGAUAUAUAUAUAUAUAUAUAACUGUAUAUUACAACAAGACUGAAGCCCAAAAUCCCUCUAUAUCUUUUAUAAAAUGAUAUACGCAUUUAAUUCUUUGAAGAGAAAUAUAAAAAGGAUAAUUAUUUUGAGAAAUAAAGAUGUUUAUCUUUGUUUUGUUUUUCUUCUGUAAAAUUUGCUUUUGCUUGAAUUUUAAAGGUGAAGAAUAGUGUUACGAUCUUUUUUUUCUCUUUUUUUUCUUGAGUUUUUAUUACUGUGUUAACAAAAUUAACAAAUUAUAAUUGAGAUUUAGUUCAAUAUACAAUACAUGGAGGUGACACUUAUUGAGGGGAUAAUAUUUUGGAUGUAACCUAUUUGAAACUUUAAUGACGAUAUCAUCUAGUCAACUGUAUGUAUGUAUUGACGAACGCUACCUUGGGUAUUGUUGUAUGCAGUACAAAAGAUUAGUAAAAGUUUGUUUGAUGAUAAGCAGUUUACCACUUUAAGAUCAUCAUCAUCAUCAUGAAAAUGGAACUAGGUGGCAUUACUGGGUUAACUGUGCGAGUUGCCACACUUCAUAUCACUCUAUCAAGCGAUGAAGCACUAAGAUGGAAGGUGAAGAAAUAUAUGGAAGAAAGGAGUAGAAACUUGUGAUUGGUGUACCAAGGAGACAUGAGAAGAUACUGAAUUUAGCAUAACAACUAAGGCAAAACAACCACAUAUUGAAGCGAGUGAAUUAAAUGAAAAUGAUGUACAGGUUACAUUAAUUAUACAAGGUCUACAGGCACCUCAUCGAGGAUUUUGUGGACUUAUUAAACCAGGAUGUUCAGGAAAUUUUCAUGGAGAUUCAUGUAGUACAACAUCUGCAAGUAUUCGUCAACAAUUGGGAAAUGGAUUGCUAAAGAUAGAACUUGGUGAAUAUACUUUAUCUGUUCUUUGUGAAUUGACAAAUCCUAAUGAUACUUUUGAAUAUCAUGUACGCCGGUUUCCCUCAAAAAUUAUGCCAACAUUUUGUACAUAUAAAAUACAAAAUAAUAAAGUUCGAUUACGCUUAAGAAAAGCUUAUGGUUCUGAUCAAUGGGCUGGUGCAUUGGCUGUUACAGGGUUAGAUCAAGGUUGAAAAUGGUUUGUAUGCUUUGUUCUUGACAUCGAAGCAAAUAUACACAGAAUUCGGUAAACAUGACAUCAAGCAGGAUCUUAUUCUUUUUUAAAACCUGUAAAGUAAGAUUAUUGAUAGGCAAACAGUAAUUGUAUUCUUCUAAUCAGUUAUGUUCUUGUAACUAAUGUUUAUUUCAUUCUUACUAAUACUAUUGUGAUUCCCAGUGGUAUUAUUAUUAUUAUUAUUAUUAUUAUUAUU